Molecule: messenger RNA, 3251 nt
Organism: Achroia grisella
Lineage: Eukaryota; Metazoa; Arthropoda; Insecta; Lepidoptera; Pyralidae
Gene: Prp5
Product: probable ATP-dependent RNA helicase DDX46
Exons: 18
Coding region: 182-3217 (1011 amino acids)
Biological process (GO): mRNA splicing, via spliceosome
Cellular component (GO): nucleus
Molecular function (GO): RNA helicase activity; ATP binding; nucleic acid binding
Source: RefSeq, a predicted model, not a curated record
UUUCCUUACGACUCUUGUACCUAACACGUUUUAUUGAAUUUAUUUAAUUUAAAAUCACUUUUUAAUUUAUCAAUAUUAUUACGGGCUUAUUGAAUAUACAAAUGUCUGGAAAUUAAUUGAAUAAUCGACACUAUUCAAGUCAGCGGAACUGUUGUUUAUUUACACUGUGUAAUAAAUAAGUAUGGUACGCAGCGGCCGAGAUCGCGAUCGAAGGCGGUCUCAUAGCCGAUCGGCAACUCCAGAUCGUAAACGAAGGAGGUCUCGUUCAAGAAGUCGGGACAGAAAUUCAAAAUCGUCAAAGAGGAAACGUAGUCGUAGCAGAGAUCGGGAUUCUAAAAGAGACCGAAGCAGAGAUCGGGAUAGGGAUCGGGAUCGGGACAGAAAGAGUGAUAAACGAGAUGAUAAAAGAAAUGGUUCAAGCAGCAAGUCUUCUAGAAAGAAGUCAGCAGAACGAGAGAAAGAUAGAUCAAAAUCUAAAGAGAAAGCUACUAAAUCUGAAUCUGGUGAAUAUGACCCAGGUUCUGUUGACAAGGAAGAGGAACAGAGUCGUUUAGAGGCUGAAAUGCAGAAGCGACGUGAUCGUAUUGAGCGUUGGCGCGCUGAACGGAAACGCAAAGAGUUGGAGUCUGCUAAGAAAGAAGUACAGAAAGGUAGCAUUGUGAGCAAUAUCCAGCUUCCUGCGAAGAAGUGGUCAUUGGAAGACGAUUCUGGUGAUGAAGGUGAAGAUGGAGAAGCCAAAGAGAAACAGCCUGUUGAAGAAAAGAAAGAAAUAGAAGAUGAGAUUGACCCAUUAGAUGCAUAUAUGCAAGAAGUCCAACAAGAAGUAAGAAAAGUCAACCAAAUGGACCAAGCUAGAGGUAUCAGCGUGCCCACAACUGGUGGAACAGGGGUGGUUAUCCUUACUGGAACAGCUAAGAAAAAUGUUUCCGAACAGAAAAAUAAAGGUGAACUAAUAGAACAGAAUCAAGAUGGAUUAGAAUAUUCGUCAGAAGAAGAAACUGAAGAUAUAAAAGAUGCUGCAGCCAAUCUUGCGUCUAAACAAAGAAAGGAACUUGCAAAAGUUGAUCAUGCCAGUUUGAAUUAUAUGUCAUUUAGAAAAUCUUUCUAUACCGAGGUUAGUGAAUUGUCGAGAAUGACGCCAGAAGAAGUCGAAGCAUACAGAACGGAAUUAGAAGGUAUCAGAGUUAAGGGCAAAGGUUGUCCAAAACCUAUCAGAACAUGGGCCCAUUGUGGUAUCAGUAAGAAAGAGAUGGAUAUAUUGAAAAAGUUGUGCUUUGAAAAGCCCACCCCUAUACAAGCUCAGGCCAUACCUGCUAUCAUGUCAGGAAGAGACUUAAUAGGCAUUGCUAAGACUGGUUCUGGUAAGACAUUAGCUUUUAUUCUACCAAUGUUUCGCCACGUACUGGAUCAACCGCCACUUGAAGACACCGAUGGACCAAUGUCACUUAUAAUGACACCAACCAGGGAGCUUUGUAUGCAGAUAGGGAAAGAUAUCAAGAAGUUUGCCAAAUCAUUGGGAUUACGGGUGGUUUGUGUUUAUGGGGGUACUGGAAUCUCUGAACAGAUAGCGGAACUAAAGCGUGGUGCUGAGAUGAUAGUAUGCACUCCAGGAAGAAUGAUAGAUAUGUUAGCUGCAAAUUCGGGUCGUGUAACCAACCUUCGGAGAGUUACGUAUGUUGUGCUCGAUGAAGCCGAUAGGAUGUUUGAUAUGGGAUUCGAGCCACAGGUUAUGAAAAUCAUCGAUAACAUAAGGCCAGACAGACAAACAGUGAUGUUCAGUGCCACAUUUCCGCGGCAAAUGGAAGCUCUCGCCCGAAGAAUAUUACAGAAACCCAUAGAAAUCCAAGUUGGUGGUAGGAGUGUAGUAUGCAAAGAUGUGGAACAACAUGUUGCGAUAUUGGAGGAGGACGCGAAAUUUUUCAAAUUACUCGAGUUACUUGGCUUGUACAGUCAGAUGGGCAGUAUUAUAGUAUUUGUGGAUAAACAGGAAAACGCCGACAGUCUCUUGAAGGAUCUUAUGAAAGCUUCUUACUCGUGCAUGAGUUUACAUGGCGGGAUUGAUCAAUUCGACAGGGACUCCACGAUCGUGGACUUCAAGAAUGGCAAGGUGAAGUUGUUGGUGGCGACCAGCGUGGCGGCGCGCGGCCUCGACGUCAAGCAACUCGUGUUGGUUGUUAAUUACGACUGCCCCAACCAUUAUGAGGAUUAUGUUCAUAGAUGCGGGCGCACCGGUCGCGCGGGCAACAAGGGGUACGCGUGGACGUUCCUGACUCCGGAGCAGGGCCGCUACGCCGGCGACCUGGUGCGCGCGCUCGAGCUGGCCGGCGCCGCGCCGCCGCCCGACCUGCGCCUCCUCUGGGACCGCUACAGGGACGCGCAGGAGAAGGACGGCAAGAAGGUGCACACCGGCGGGGGGUUCAGCGGGAAAGGGUUCAAAUUUGACGAGUCAGAAGCACAGGCGGCAUCUGAGAAGAAAAAGUACCAGAAAGCAGCGCUCGGUUUACAGGAUUCUGAUGAUGAGGACGUGGAGGGAGAUCUGGACCAGCAAAUAGAGACAAUGCUCGCUGCUAAGAAGAUUGUUAAAGAGAUUAAGCCGGGCGUGGUGGCGGGCGUGGGCGCGGGCGCGGGCGGCGCGGGGGCGGCGGGCGCGGGGGGCGCCGCCGCCGACGGCAAGCUGGAGCUGGCGCGGCGGCUCGCCUCGCGCAUCAACCUCGCCAAGGGACUCGGCGCAGAGCACAAGGGCGCCACGCAGCAGGCCGCAGAGGCCAUCCUCAAGGGCGCGCCCUCCGCGCACACGCUCAUCACGGCUAAAACAGUAGCAGAACAGUUGGCCGCCAAACUGAAUACCAGACUGAACUAUCAACCUCGGGAUGAAAGCGCUUCGGAACCAGCCGAGGAGGUGUUCCGCAAGUACGAGACCGAGCUGGAGAUCAAUGACUUCCCGCAACAGGCUCGCUGGAGGGUCACCAGCAAGGAGGCGCUAGCACUGAUCAGUGAGUACAGCGAAGCUGGUAUAACAGUGCGGGGCACCUACGUCCAGCCCGGCAAGCCGCCCCCUGAGGGCGAACGCAAACUGUACCUAGCCAUUGAAAGUUCACAAGAGCUCGCCGUAGCUAAAGCAAAAUCAGAAAUAACGCGCCUCAUUAAAGAAGAACUGCUCAAGUUGCAGACCUCAUCUCAUCAUAUGAUUAACAAAGCCAGAUAUAAAGUUAUAUAAAUGAUGUAAUAAAUGGCAUAAUAUUUAUGUGUGA